Helianthus annuus (common sunflower) is the source of this 1234-nucleotide messenger RNA. RefSeq lists its product as uncharacterized. NCBI's taxonomy places the organism in Eukaryota, Viridiplantae, Streptophyta, Magnoliopsida, Asterales, Asteraceae. Bases 1 to 915 code for a protein of 304 amino acids. The transcript is spliced from 11 exons. The record is from RefSeq and is a predicted model, not a curated record.
AUGGGGAAAACAAGGAAGGCUAACGGAAAGGAUAGGAGGAAGCAGGUACGAAACGGGCACUCGAGAGAGGUAUGGAUGUAUGCACGUGUAUAUGUAAGUAUGAUUUUGGAUACGUUGAGUGUUAAUGAUAUUAAUCGUGUGCCUGGAAAACGAAGAUUAAUGCAGGUUGUACGAGAGUACGGGCGAUUAUCACAAGGAAUAGAGAUAGAAGACCGAGUCACAAGACGAGAGUGGGAGAGAGACGAUGAGAAUGAAGAUGGCGGGAGGCAUCUGCUUCCAUGCGCGGUUGCCAUUGCACCCUCCUAUUAUUCAACCACACCCGCCAGUACAAGGUUUCGUAACGGUAUUCGAUGCUCGAAGACAAAAGAGACGCCACAAAUCUUGAAAUUUGUUGUUAGCGGAGCUACAGAGAUCCUAAGGCUCUUUUCUUCCUUCAACAAAAACGAAUUGAAUGAAGUGAUUCCCGAACAGAAGUAUGAAACCGAUGCUACUUGCUUUGAUGAUGUUAUGAUAAUAUUGAAGUCAGAUUAUGACAACGCUUAUUUUGUUACAGGAAAUUUUACUUCUGGAAUUUACGCAGAAGAUUGUAUAUUUGAAGAUCCAACCAUUAGAUUCAGUGGCAGGGAUUUGUACUCUCGCAACUUAAAAUUGCUCGUACCUUUCUUUGACCAUCCCUCAAUCUCAUUGCAAGGCAUUACAAAGGUAUUGAGUGGUGAGACAGAGUCUGUAAAGGCGACAUGGAAACUAAGGACUUAUCUUAAACUACCUUGGAGGCCUCUUAUUUCCGUUGAUGGGACUACGGUCUAUGAUUUGGACAAUCAGUUUAGAAUUGUUAAACAUGUAGAAAGUUGGAGUGUUUCCCCUUUAGAAGCAAUUGGCCAGAUAUUCACACCUAGCUCCGGCCGCUCCAUUUGAUUUGGUAAAUAUCCUUAAGGGGAAAGUUAGUUAUAGCUAGUUACAUCAUCCUAUCAUUUAUGAUGGUUAUAUUAUAUAUCCGUUACAAUUGAGUAGUUGAAGUUACAUCAUUGUAGGGGUUACCUGGUUACUGUAAAACUGCCUUAGAAAUGUCAAAUACCUUAGAUUGGUUACAUACACUUACUAUUCCAUGACUACUUAACAUGUAUGCUACCGACGGGCAAAUUUGGCCAAUGUAUUUUGAUUGAAGACAAUCUGUGCUGACUUGUGGCUAACUGACAGUCCGGCUUUAUUAAAGAGGGUUGGUGCUAAGAGUUUA